This is a messenger RNA of Aegilops tauschii subsp. strangulata, 1086 nucleotides long. The record is from RefSeq and is a predicted model, not a curated record. Lineage: Eukaryota; Viridiplantae; Streptophyta; Magnoliopsida; Poales; Poaceae.
AUGGAUCCGGCGCUCAAGGAGUACCUCGACAAGCUCCAUCAGGACGCGAAGAGCGACUCCGCAAGCGUCCUCAAGCAGCUGCAAGCGCAGACGUCGCAGAUCGAAGAUCUUCUCAGCUGGAAACCCGAUCUAGAAGCCCGCCUCACCAAGCUGGAGAACACGGUCGCCCUGAUGCAGAUGGAGAUGAACAACGAUGACGUUGCCAUGGACUCGUUUUCCGAUUCAUCGGUUUGGUCGUCAUCCGACGAUUCGGACAUUGACGAGUUGUUGCAAGACGACGGCGUCGAGAUGAUGAGCCUCCUCGUCGGCGUGCAAGCGAUUGAAGACCGCGCAAAGCUGAUGGAUCAGAGGAGAGGGUCGAAGAUGGGGCGAGUCACCAUCUAUCGGAACCGCGCUCUUGGGCACGAGCAUUUGAUGCAAGACUACUUCGACGAGGUACCUACAUACCCUCCUCGCCUCUUCCGCAGAAGGUACCGAAUGCGCCGUAGUCUUUUUGUGAAGAUUGUCACCGAUUGUGAGGCGGCCUCCCAUUAUUUCAAGCAUCGUAGAUCCGCCGCCGGUAUCAUGUGGUUUAGUGCAUACCAAAAGAUAUGGGCGGCAAUGCGGGUACUCGCCUAUGGCGUACCCGCGGACUAUACCGACGAGUAUCUUCGCAUUGGACAAGAUACAACCACAGAGUUCGUCCGUAGGUUUGCAAAGUUGGUUAUCAAGUUGUAUGGUGAGAAGUAUCUUCGAGCACCAAACGAGGAAGAUACAAAGAGACUGAUGGAAAUCAAUGAAAAAAGGGGAUGGCCGGGGAUGCUAGGUAGUCUUGAUUGCAUGCAUUGGACAUGGAAAAAUUGCCCAAAGGCAUGGCACGGCAUGUAUUGCGGUAAAAGCCGUGAUGCUACCAUUGUGCUUGAGGCCGUAGCAUCGGAGGACACAUGGAUUUGGCAUGCAUUCUUUGGGUUGCCGGGAACACUCAAUGAUAUCAAUGUCCUCAAUAGAUCUCCUUUGUUCAAAAGAUUAAUUUCUGGGGAUGCUCCAGUUUGCAACUACAAAAUCAUGGACAAUGAGUACUCAAUGGGUGAAGGAAAUAUGCCCUAG